Quercus robur (English oak) is the source of this 609-nucleotide messenger RNA. RefSeq lists its product as uncharacterized. Lineage: Eukaryota; Viridiplantae; Streptophyta; Magnoliopsida; Fagales; Fagaceae. The record is from RefSeq and is a predicted model, not a curated record. The transcript has a single exon. Bases 1 to 609 code for a protein of 202 amino acids.
AUGGAUGUUGAGGAUGUUAACAAAGGUUUGCUCGCGGUCAAUCUGUCUAGUGAUACUAGGAAACACAUUCGUGCCAAAUGGGCACAUGCACUUAUUGUCAAGGUUUUUGGCAGAUCUGUGGGAUUUCAUUACUUACAUGCUAAGGUGAUGAAUCUGUGGAAGCCAACGGGUAGGCUUGAUUGUGUUGAUUUGGGGAAAGACUUUUUCCUUAUAAGGUUUGGUCUUGUGGAAGACUAUAAUAAUGUAAUCAAAGGCGGACCCUGGUUCGUUGGAGAGCAUUUCUUGACUAUUAUAGUGUGGGAGCCCAACUUUAGGCCUGCAAAUGCGGUGUUUAAUAUGUUUGCGGUUUGGAUUAGACUCCCCGAAUUGCCUAUCGAAUACUAUGAGUUGAGUGUUCUUAGAGAGGUGGGUAACACCAUUGGUCCAGUCCUCAGGAUAGACUCAAACACGGCAACGGAGGUGCAAGGUCAAUAUGCCCGUAUUUGUGUCCAGGUGGAUCUGAACAAGCCUCUGGUGCGAAAAAUCCUGCUUGAAGGCUGGGUUCAGGAAAUCCAAUAUGAGGGCAUCAAUACCCUUUGCUUUUCUUGUGGGCGAGUUGGGCAUCAGUAG